Molecule: messenger RNA, 753 nt
Organism: Hemiscyllium ocellatum (epaulette shark)
Lineage: Eukaryota; Metazoa; Chordata; Chondrichthyes; Orectolobiformes; Hemiscylliidae
Product: basic proline-rich protein-like
Exons: 1
Coding region: 1-753 (250 amino acids)
Source: RefSeq, a predicted model, not a curated record
AUGAAGACCCUAAAUAUUAGUCACCACCCUGACCAUGGCCGAGGGGCAGGCUAUGGGCAUCAGUCUGCAAUAGCAGACACGGGGCCAGAGAACCCCACAGAUUACAGCCGCCCCUUUACCUGGGUCCUUUAUCCAGGGGCACCCCCAUUACCCAAACCCACCGCCCCGGGGCACCCCCAUUACCCACACCCACCGCCCCCGGGCACCCCCAUUACCCACACCCACCGCCCCGGGGCACCCCCAUUACCCACACCCACCGCCCCGGGCACCCCCAUUACCCAAACCCACCGCCCCGGGGCACCCCCAUUACCCACACCCACCGCCCCCGGGCACCCCCAUUACCCACACCCACCGCCCCGGGCACCCCCAUUACCCAAACCCACCGCCCCGGGGCACCCCCAUUACCCACACCCACCGCCCCCGGGCACCCCCAUUACCCACACCCACCGCCCCGGGCACCCCCAUUACCCAAACCCACCGCCCCGGGGCACCCCCAUUACCCAAACCCACCGCCCCGGGGCACCCCCAUUACCCACACCCACCGCCCCCGGGCACCCCCAUUACCCACACCCACCGCCCCCGGGCACCCCCAUUACCCAAACCCACCGCCCCCCGGGCACCCCCAUUACCCAAACCCACCGCCCCCCGGGCACCCCCAUUGCCCACACCCACCGCCCCCCGGGCACCCCCAUUGCCCACACCCACCGCCCCGGGCACCCCCAUUGCCCCCGGGGGGGGGUCCUCAUUGCCUAA